GUUAUCCAACACAUCAGGAUAUAUAUAUAUAUAAGUUUUGAUAUAACAUCCGUGCCUGGAGAAGGUAUUGAGAGGUAAGUUCCUUUCUUUCAGCAUCCCCUCGAAAUCUGCAAUCAUCCUUCAGAAAAGAGUCAAGAAAACAAUAUUGAACCUGGAGUAUACAUACCAGCCAACAUACAAAGCUCAAACUCCUACACUCCGACCCAAUUAUACAAAAUGACUUCCCCAAUCCCAACACAUCCUCGCAACCGCCCUACACUCACCACCCGGCCCUCCUCCGCCUACAGCCAAAAAGACAUCUACCAUGCCAUCAUGGCCUCCACAACCCAGAAUCCUAAAUCUCUCGACGGCUCGGAUUCUCAAAACUAUCAAUCCGCAUCGGCAUUCGAGUAUCCGCCCCCACCUCCUCCGUCCCCGGUGGAAUCGCGAAAUCCUCAUGCAUUCUAGACUCUUCUUCCUCUUCUUCCUCUUCUUCCCGCUCUAUUGGGGAAUCGAUAACCGUUAAUACUUACCUUUUACAUUCUCUCUCUCUCUCUCUCUCUCUCUCUCUCAAAACAACAGUUUAUUUCAUCUGGCAUGAACGGAACCAAUCCCGGGACUUCAAAACAAGCAAGUCUUUCACUUGUUUCCCAAACGAUGGGGUUCUUAAAUAACUGCAUACAUGGAUAUACAGAACACAUG
This is a messenger RNA of Aspergillus ochraceoroseus IBT 24754, 681 nucleotides long. RefSeq lists its product as uncharacterized. NCBI's taxonomy places the organism in Eukaryota, Fungi, Ascomycota, Eurotiomycetes, Eurotiales, Aspergillaceae. The coding region runs from base 217 to 447 and encodes 76 amino acids. The record is from RefSeq and is a predicted model, not a curated record. The transcript has a single exon.